AUGCGGAAAUAUCUCCUCGUAAGCUGCUUCAAACUGAAAGUAGGCAAUUGGAUAUUUUCCUUCCCGAUAUGUAAAAUUAAAAAAAUGGGAGAGAAAAAACUGACAGGAUGCGCACUCUAUCAGUGUCUAUGAAGUGAUAAUUGAGUGAAUAAAAUCGUCUGGAAUGGGCGAACGUCAUAAUGAAAGUGUGGUACCGGACCCUGCGGACUACAGCGAUAGCUACGUCCACGUUCCAUCCCCCCUGUUGUCUGUGUCGUCAAUACAGACCGAGUCCAUGGGGAGGGACGCAGUGAUGGAGUGUGCCGGGGUCACCUCGCCGGUCCCCGCCGAGGGGGGUCAGGAUCCCCUCUUUAUGGAAGGACAGAGACGACUCCGAGAAAAUGCUGAGUUCUCCGAGCCGUCGUCCACAGAGGACUGGGUACGGCAGGCAAUGGUCGCCAUGAAGAUGGCCCCGUGUGACGUAUGUGACGUUGUCGAGAAAAGUUACCCGGAUCACGAUUCCAUCGAGUUUUGGAGAAGUAUAGAAGAAUCCUCUGAUUUCCGAACAAGGUGUCACAAAAAGUUUUACAAGAGAAUGGUGCUGAGGUUCCGGGAGGUGUUUCCCGAUGAGCCGGCAUUACGGAACACUCGCACAAUGAACUUCCUGAAAAUGCUUCUCCACAUUGAGGGAACAGAUGAUACAGUUGAAGUCUUGUUUGACAAAUAUAUUCGUGUGCUGCAGUUCUUUGGACCAGUGAAACUUCAGGGGAAUCGCUGUGUUCUUCUACAGCAGCUGCAACUUAUGAUAGACAAAUCGCUAAAAUACAACAGUAAUGCAAAGAAAGAAAAAAUCAGCUGGUUUGCUGGAGACAUGUCCAGACAGGAGGCAGAAAAUAGAUUGUCCCCGGAACCAAGAGGAACGUAUCUCAUCAGGAUGAGCCAAAAUAAUGCGGACCGAGGAGACUUCGCUUUGUCAGUGAAACAAAACGAUGUGCUAUACCAUAUCGAAAUCAAGGUCAGCGAAAACGGUCAACCUCUUAAAGCCCUCACCCAGGAGCCAUUCUCUAGUUGUCUGGUGUUUCAAGACAAAGAGUACUCUUCUCUUUUGGAAAUAGUGGAAGAACUAAAAUACGGACCGGUAACGGUGACGGAUGAGGAAGCGGAGACCGAGAUCUGGUGUGAGAGGAUCUGUCCGGGGCUUCCCCUGAAUGGGGUCAUAUCGGGGUACAAGAGGACCAAGGCUAGGACCUAGCGGGCACCUGUCACAGGCCGUUCUACAGGACGAUCACCCCCCCCCCCAACAGAUUUGUGUAUUUUAAUCAAAAUUUUAAUUUUUUUUUCUCGAUUAUUUGUAGUUUAAUGAUAAACUGACAGUACGCUAGCAUUUUUCUAUAAACUUUCAAAGUAGCAUUUUUGCUAUGCAGUUCUUAAACCGGUGUGAUUUUUUUUAUAUAGAUAGAAGUGAAAAGGUUAGCCUGAAAAUUGCAGUUUGUUUUAGAAAGGUGCUUUCAUUAUUAUAAUAUAACAUCGUUUCUGUGAGUCUUGUGUAUGUUGUGAUGCUUAUGAUAUUAGUUUCACUUUUUAAUGUGAUAUUAAGAAUUCAAAAUAGUUUAUAUAAUAUAACAGUCAGUUAGUAAAACACACAUAAAAUCUAUAUAUUUUAUAUGAUACUCAAACUUUUUAUUGCAAUGAUAUUGAGAAGGAUAACUUUACCAUCAGACCUGAAU
Magallana angulata is the source of this 1706-nucleotide messenger RNA. RefSeq lists its product as uncharacterized. The record is from RefSeq and is a predicted model, not a curated record. The coding region runs from base 164 to 1231 and encodes 355 amino acids. Lineage: Eukaryota; Metazoa; Mollusca; Bivalvia; Ostreida; Ostreidae. The transcript has 8 exons.